UGCGCAACUCUCGAACCAUGCACUUAACCUUGUGACUGUGCCAACCGCUGACCAAUACUUGGGGAUUGUCUGUCUUUUUGAGUCGCUUGACUACUCCACUGCGCCACCUCGUGUGCCUUACCUACGAGCGCUUAUCGUCGCCCACCAUAGUCCGGUAGCCUGGUUCCGUCAUCAGGCGGAACAGGCUCAAACUACACCACGACGCCGCCCACCGUCCACAAGCGGAAGGCCUCUGAGGCAGACAUCACACUCAGCCCUUCCGACGAGCCUCGCAAAAAGGCGCACAAGUCCCCCGAGCCACCUACCAUCGACAACCUGCCGGCCACGCCUGUGACAAACGCCUCCGGAACUAUGGACUCCGAGGACGACUUCAACAGCUCCAUGAGCGGGGAGGACUUUGAGGACCGGGAUAGCGACCUGGAGAUAGAAGAUGACUCUGACUUCGACAUGGACCAGGAUGACGUUGGUUUUGAGACGCAGGACAAGGACAUCAAGCCUACAAAACAGGCUCACGAGGUCGACUUUGAGGUCUUCGAUCCCGAGCGGAUUCAAAAACAACAGCAAGUGAAGAUCGACGAGGUCUCGAGCAUACUAGCUCUGUCUCCGGAAGUUGCAGCAAUCCUCCUUCGAUACAUGCGCUGGAACAAGGAACGACUAGUCGACCGGAUGAUGGAGCAGCGGGAAGAUACCCUGGAGAGCGCAGGCCUCGGGCAGGAUGCGCAAACCAACCCACCGAAACUGCAGAAGAUCAGUGGCUUCUGCUGUGACAUCUGCUGCGACGACAGCCCAGACAUUGACACCUUCGCGAUGAAGUGCGGACAUCGCUUUUGCGCAGGGUGCUACAGGCAGUAUCUUGCGACCAAGAUCCAGGACGAGGGCGAGGCCGCUCGGAUAAGAUGCCCAGGUGAGGGCUGUACGCGGAUCGUUGACUCAAAAUCCCUGGACCUUCUAGUCGCGGCAGACCUUCAGGACAGAUACCACACACUCCUCACACGAACGUACGUCGACGACAAAGAUAACCUGAAAUGGUGCCCCGCUCCGGACUGCAAAUACGCUGUACAAUGUGGUGUCAAGAGCAAGGAUCUCAAUAAGAUUGUGCCGACUGUUCACUGCGAGUGCAAACACAUGUUCUGCUUCGGAUGCACUUUAGCCGAUCAUCAGCCGGCACCGUGUUCGUUGGUGAAGAAAUGGCUAAAGAAGUGCGAGGACGACAGCGAGACAGCGAACUGGAUAUCAGCCAACACGAAGGAAUGCCCGAGAUGCGUUUCGACAAUCGAGAAGAACGGAGGUUGCAACCACAUGACAUGCAGGAAGUGUCGACACGAGUUUUGCUGGAUGUGUAUGGGCGUCUGGUCGGAGCACGGCACCAGCUGGUACAACUGCAAUCGUUUUGAGGAGAAGAGCGGCGCGGAUGCCAGAGACGCCCAAGCCAAGAGCAGGCAGUCGCUGGAGCGAUACCUCCAUUACUAUAACCGUUACGCAAACCAUGAACAGUCUGCGAAGCUCGACAGGGACAUAUAUCUCAAGACCGAGAAGAAGAUGCAGCAGUUGCAGAACACGACGGGCAUGUCCUGGAUUGAGGUCCAGUUUCUCGAUCAAGCGUCGCAGGCGCUUCAGCAAUGUCGUCAAGUCUUGAAAUGGACGUACGCCUUCGCGUACUACUUGGCUAGGAACAACCUUACAGAGAUUUUCGAAGAUAACCAGAAGGAUCUUGAGAUGGCCGUCGAGAACCUCAGUGAGAUGUUCGAGAAGCCCAUCGACCAGCUGCAAGGACUCAAGGUAGAGAUGAUGGACAAGACCAGCUACUGCACGAAGAGGCGGAUCAUUUUGUUGAACGACACGGCGGAGAACCUCAAGCAAGGCAACUGGGAAUUCAUUGUGUCUCUCACAUGAGCUCGCCCAACACUUGCACACGUGCGGAUGUCAUUCCGUCUCUGGUAUGCCUCCGCCGCACCAAGAUACCGAGAGCCUACAUGCUCGUCGGUGGUGGCGUGCAGGGUUCCUUAACACAUACAUUGCAUUUUCGGCAGGGGUACAGAAAGGCAUAGUACCAGGCGUUGUACUGGCGUCCAUAUUAGCGAAUAGGCAUUUCUAAGGUCAGGACAGAAUCGAAACAAACACUCUAGCUCACGGGUUUCGAACACAUUGCGAGGAUGCGCGAGUAACACCCGUAACGCUUUGAAUCUAUAGCUCGUAAAGAUUCGUAUUCGUCAAUCACUGUCCGCACCCAAAACUUUCGAUUGAGCUGUUAUCGGUGUACCUGCGGUAUUAGCCGUGUUGGUCGCAGACAUCAAGCCACUUCUUUUCUCCAAACC
Didymella exigua CBS 183.55 is the source of this 2315-nucleotide messenger RNA. RefSeq names its product ankyrin repeat and IBR domain-containing protein 1. Gene Ontology annotation, cellular component: ubiquitin ligase complex; cytoplasm. The transcript is spliced from 4 exons. The record is from RefSeq and is a predicted model, not a curated record. NCBI's taxonomy places the organism in Eukaryota, Fungi, Ascomycota, Dothideomycetes, Pleosporales, Didymellaceae. Gene Ontology annotation, molecular function: zinc ion binding; ubiquitin protein ligase activity; ubiquitin conjugating enzyme binding. Gene Ontology annotation, biological process: protein polyubiquitination; positive regulation of proteasomal ubiquitin-dependent protein catabolic process; ubiquitin-dependent protein catabolic process. Bases 352 to 1893 code for a protein of 513 amino acids.